Messenger RNA from Funneliformis geosporum, 573 nucleotides. Lineage: Eukaryota; Fungi; Glomeromycota; Glomeromycetes; Glomerales; Glomeraceae. The record is from the annotation of a GenBank genome assembly.
AUGAAUCCGGAAAAACUUGCCAAACUUCAGAAUCAAGUUCGUAUUGGUGGUAAAGGAACACCUAGGCGUAAAGUUAAAAAGGUUUAUAAAACUGCUACAAAUGAUGAUAAGAAACUUCAAUCUACACUGAAAAAACUUAACGUUCAACCUAUUCAAGCAAUUGAAGAGGUUAACAUGUUUAAAGAAGAUGGCAAUGUAAUCCAUUUUACUGCCCCCAAAGUUCAUGCAUCAGUUCACGCGAAUACUUUUGCUAUCUAUGGUCAAGGCGAAGAUAAAGAACUUACUGAACUUGUACCGGGAAUUUUGAAUCAAUUAGGUCCUGAUUCACUUGCUUCACUUCGUAAAUUGGCUGAAUCAUAUCAACAAUUUAAUUUAGAUUCUCAACGUGUGCAAUCCGAAAAUACUGCAGAUGAUGAUGAUAUCCCUGAAUUAGUUGAAAAUUUUGAAGCAGCUAGUGAAUUAAAAAAGGAAGAUGUACCUGCUGAAGCAUCUGCUAGUGGUAGUGGAAGUGUUACGGAAGCCGUUACGACUGAAAAAACCGAAGGAAAAACAGUUGUUGAAGAGGUUGAUUGA